Molecule: messenger RNA, 4122 nt
Organism: Doryrhamphus excisus (bluestripe pipefish)
Lineage: Eukaryota; Metazoa; Chordata; Actinopteri; Syngnathiformes; Syngnathidae
Source: RefSeq, a predicted model, not a curated record
ACUCUCGGUUGCCUGGCGUGACAUAAUCUAGGCUGUUGUGCUCUUGGGAAGUUGGGGUUUGGCAUGAAAAACAGGCGGCAGCAGGGUUAGCCAUUCUAACAUUAGCUUGUUGCUAGCUAAUGGCUAGCUGAAUAGCAGUGAAGCCAUUCCAUUUAGUUACCGAAUGAAAACGACAUUUAUGGGCCACUACAUUUAUAAAAAAUCAUCCGAAUGAGCUCUCAGCAAUUUCCACGCCACGGGCUGCCUGCUUCCAGCGGGGGGGCACCCCUCAUCUCGGCCGGUGGGAAUCUGGUGACUGUCAAUCAGCCGUCAAACCCCCCAGCGGUUGCAGAGGCUGACAGCGGACGGGAUGGAGAUCACGGACAGCAGGAGCAUCCUCCAGCAGGGGGAGGGGGGACGGUGGUAUUCAGGGAUGACAAGCAGGAAACUAUGGUGGUCAGACCGUACCCCCAGGUACAGACGCACGGCCAGCCACAGCCUGCUCCCCAGACAGUGCCCAUUCAGCCUGGCACACCUGUGGCAGUGCCCGCCCCCCCGGUUCACCUCCCACCUGGGCAGCCUGCAGUCCUCACUGACGGACAGAUGAAGGCUGUCCUGAAGUCACCCAUGCCUAGCCGUCUGAUUGCCCCGGCACCCGCCUCCAACCAGGGGCACAUCCCCAUGCCUCCCAAGGUACCAGGCCACAUCACGGGCACCACGGAAAGUAGCAUUGCCACAACACUUUCAAUCCCCGUGGCGACAAUCAGCGGUCAGCAGGGUCACACCAGCAACCUGCACCACCUCAUGUCAGCCAACAUUCAGAUAAUUCGAGGCAGCGCCCCUGCAUUGAUCGGAACCCCCGCAGUCCCUUCCCAGACCUUCACGUCUCAUUUACCACGAGGUGCAGCUGCAGCAGCAGUCAUGUCAAGCUCUAAGACGGUCCUGCGACCAGGCACCGGAGCGAGCGCAGGCCCCGGCCAGCCCACCGUGCAGCACAUCAUCCAUCAGACAAUUCAGUCCCGUCCUGCCGUGACGACGUCCACGGCUGUGCUUCCAACUGUGGUGGCCCCGAUUUCAGCUACGAGGACUCAGUCUCCGGUCAUCAGUACAACAGCCACGCACUCAGCAGAGGUGGCUCACGGGCGUCCUGGACUGACCAUUCAUCCUCCUCCGGCCACCGUCAGCAUCCAGAGGCCUCAGACACCCCGCGACACGGCCACCCGCAUCACGCUGCCGUCACACCCGGCCAUAGGGGCCCCAAAACCACAGCCUCCGCACACCAUGACACAGAAGCCCAUCUUCAGUACUGUAACGCCAGUCGCUGCAGCCACGGUGGCACCCAUUGUUGCCACAAACACCGUGCCAUCAACCACCACUAUAGGCACCGUGACGCACACACAAAUGAGCAGCAACACUAUUGUCACCAUGACGAUGGCCUCCCACUCGUCUCACGCCACAGCCGUCACCAACUCCACCAUCCCUGUUGCCAAAGUGGUGCCUCAGCCCAUCGCCCACUCGUCGUCCCGUGUGCAGCCCGACUACCCUGCAGAGAGAGCCAACCUCAUCCCCAUCCAAGGCCAUCGGUCGUCUCCGAACCCUGUCACCAUGGAACCAAGAAGUGACAACAGGCCUUCUGUACCAGUUCAGUUCCAGUAUUUCCUUCCGGCAUACUCCUCAUCGUAUCCCCUGACUCACACUUAUACCCCGAUUAGCAGCUCUGUGUCCACCAUCCGACAGUAUCCAGUUACUCCCCAAGCGCCAAGCUCAGCACUGCCCACCCAAGCUGGGGUGGGCGUGGCUACCACUGUUCAUCUGAACCACAUGCAGCUGAUGGCACAAAUCAGCACCCAAGGCAUCCAGCCGGCACCCAUCGCCGCACAGGGCAUCCAGCCGGCGCCAAUAGGAGUACAGGGCCUGCACACGUCUGCAUCCAUCGGUGCGCAGGGAAUCCAGCAGGCCUCGAACACAACCCAGCAGCAGCAGCAACCGCCGUCUGAAGCUAAAUCUGGAGUUGUUUUGGCAGAUGGCUUUGUGGCUAACCCCAUUAGCAGCACCACUCAGCCGGUAGGCACCAUCGUGCAGACACACGGCCAGGGAGGGGCGCCUACCUUGGUGUCCUCGCCGAGGCCCAGCAUCCUACGCAAGAAACCCACAACUGAAAGUUGCGUUCGAAAGAACCUUAUCCCUGCUCAGCCCAGUGAACAAAGCAGCAGCAGAAUGGAGGGUGGCGUGAGAGGGGCUGGCUCCCCCAGACCUGCGGGAGUAAAACCUAAAGCUGAGGUACACAUGGCUGUGGCCCCUCCCGUCAUGGCCACCGUGGAGGCGCUACCUCCGCAGGGAGGGGAGCAGCAAGCUGUGGCUUCGGGCGCGCAGCAUCUCGCCCAAGCCCUCCCCGCCAUACUGGGCACACCGGGGCCUGUGCCCCCCUCCCAGCCCUCUGCGGUCCUCUCAGCGCUGCCCGCGGCCAUGGCAGUCACUCCCCCCAUCCCUGCCUCCAUGGCCAACACGGUGGCCUCGCCGACACAGCCCGCCGCCAGCAGCACAGCGGCCUGCGUCGCCAGCUCUGCCUGCCCUGACGUGAAAAUCAAGCAGGAGUUGGAGACGAUGGACACCUCCCAGCCUGAUCCUAAUGCAAACCCAGCACUGAAUGCCCAGGCCUCCACUCUCAACGUGCCCCCCACAGGAGAUCUGAUCACUGGAGCAUCUCCGAGGAAAAAGCCUCGCAAGCAGCAACAUGUCAUCUCAACAGAGGAGAACGAGAUGAUGGAAACUAACAGCACCGACGAGGAGAAGGCGCCAGGACGCCCCAUUACUGGCAGGGCUGAGCGCCGUGAGUCUCCCCCAAGAGAAUACGUCGAUGAAGAAGGAGUGCGCUACGUGCCCGUCAGGCCUCGACCGCCUGUCACCCUCCUGCGGCACUACCGUAACCCCUGGAAAGCAGCCUACCACCACUUCCAGAGGUACAGCGAUAUCCGGGUCAAAGAGGAUAAGAAGGGCACAUUACAGGAUAUGGCCAACCAGAAAGGGGUGGCGUGCAGAGCACAAGGCUGGAAGAUUCACUUGUGUGCCGCACAGCUCAGACAGCUGUCAAGUUUGGAGGAUGACGUGUACAGCCGCCUGUCAUCUCUUCAGGAGGGCCUCAUCCCAAAAAAGAGAGCAGGUGCUGACGAUGACCUCCAUCGCAUCAACGAACUCAUUCAGGGCAACAUGCAGCGCUGCAAGCUGGUGAUGGACCAGGUGACGGAGGCGCGGGACACCAUGAUGAAAGUGCUGGAGCACAAAGACAAAGUCCUCAAGCUCCUCAACAAGAACAGCGCUGUCAAGAAGUCGUCCAAGCUGAAGCGCAAAGAGCGGGCAAUACGGUGCUAUGAUCUGCUUCAUACAAUCAAAAGCACCCUGGGGGAAGAGGUUCUCACUGAAGACACGGCAAGCGCUACGGAAGACCUCAAGGACAAUUUUUUACUAACUUGUCGUCUGCCAUUUGGCGUAGCUGUGAAGAUGUGGCGCGAGAGGCAGGUGCGACUACGAGCGGCGUGAAUUGAAAUCAUCAAGCAACCUUUACGUGAAGACAAGACCAACCUCAAAUGUGCUCUUUUUUUUGUUUUUCAUCAACCGGUGCCUUCAUUGUGUUUGAGGAUGACGUAACACCAUGCUGGGAGGCAAACCACACCCAACACCUUUUUACAGUCAAUUAAGCUCAGAUCUAACCCACAUUGACAGUAAAUAACUAGCGGAAGUAGAAAACUGUGAUGUGUCAUUGGCAAAAAAUGCGAGCUUCAGCGAGUGUCCUCAUGUUCACUGUUACAGUGCCCCCCCCCCCUCCCCACUCACAAGGUUUUGUACCCCAACCAGGCAUUUUGUGACAAGACAUGUAAAAAGGCCACAUUUCACACAGUGUCAGGAUGAUGUAGUCAGUCUGGAUCAUUCAGCCAUUGUACUUUUUUUUUUGUCUGUAAUUAUAGUAAAGAUGCUUCAAAAACAUGUCAACCCCUGUUUAGUCUUCAUUGUUUAUUUUACUGUAUACUGCUCACAAGCGCUACUCGUCUCUUCAAUAACCUUAUCACUGUUGCUGUGUUUCAGUCACGUGUUCGCAGAGUCCAGCUGUUCCCAUGAAUGGACUGGUGACAAGAAAUACUUGGCAGC